Phytophthora nicotianae INRA-310 is the source of this 825-nucleotide messenger RNA. RefSeq lists its product as hypothetical. The record is from RefSeq and is a predicted model, not a curated record. Bases 151 to 591 code for a protein of 146 amino acids. The transcript has a single exon. NCBI's taxonomy places the organism in Eukaryota, Oomycota, Peronosporomycetes, Peronosporales, Peronosporaceae.
CCCGCGAAAGUCUUAGCGACCCGUAGACCUAUUAGGUCUUCUGCAAAGAUCUCGCGGCCGUGGAACAUGAUACGAACGCCCCGUUGAUCACUGGGCGAAGGUGGGGCUGACGGUUCUUCGUCCUCGACAUCUUCUACCUCGUCCUCGUCCAUGUCUUCGUCCGGGAUCAAUGGAUUCCCUUCCUCUCUAACACGACGGAACGAGUGCAACUGGUUCUGGCUGGAGCCUCCGGCAUUGGUUACACUCUGUGGAGGCGGUUUGCUCUGUCCCGAGGCCUCUCCACUUCUCAUUAAAGACGUAGGAGGGGAGUUACUACUGCUGCGUUGCCGGUCUCGAAGCUGUAGCAGUACAGCGCUACCUGAGGACAACGAGGGAAGCUGGUUACUACUGGGCUUUGGGUUCUCGAUUUCCAUUGUCGUGUGGGUGGAGGAGGAAGACGAUGCGCUGCCCUGCGAGCCAGCGCUGGAUGGACGAGCGGGCUUGGAGCGGAUAUCUUCGUCCUGGGUGCCGGCGCUACUGGGAGAUCCACUAUUAUCCAUGUUUUGGUUCUGCGAGUUGUUGAGCCAGCCACUGUCGCUUUUGUGGCGCUGACUGGCACUGGUGUGGCAUGGACUGGAGGACGUCGAACCGGGAGCAGAGGCGACUCCAGCGCUAACGGGACGUGCCGGCAUAGCCCUUCAGCAAGGAGCAGGACUUUUGGAUUAUGCUGGAAAGCUUCCGUUUUUUUAGGUUAGGGAGAUUAGAGCGCUUAAAAGCUGCAGAACCAAAACGCAGGGGCGUUAUUUGAGGCGUCGUUUUUCAAUCGAACGUUUUUGGAUGUGGGUG